UCAACAACGCAGUCUUGUGUGCUCUAAACGGGCCUACUAUAAUCAAAAUUUACAUUAUGUUACAAAUGUUUAGAACUGCUUGAUGAGGUAUAAGUGGAGCAAUGGCCCUGAACGCUGUAUGGAGGUUGAAUCGUAAUAUUUGAGGGCAAACUUUGUCGGUACGAAGGAUAAAUUGAAACAUGAGUAGUUCUUGGCAGCCCAAUCCAAAUGCUAAGCCGUUUGUACCGGCGUCCGCUUUUUUUACUUUGCCAAUUCCUUGCGCAAAGAUCCGUAUUCGAAAGAAAGGGAUUUUUAGCAGGAUGAUUCAGUGGAUUUUGGUGAUAGUGUUAUGCGUGACUGUGAUAAUAAAUUUUAUUUUCAUUUGGGAUACCACGAAGAAAUAUAGCAGGGAUCGAACUGUACUCAAUUCAAACACAGCUGAUGAAGGAGUUGGAAUUUCAAACCACAAUGAAAACAAAGCUGAGGGUCGUAGGAUCACUAUAGAAGUCCAGUCAAGCAAAGACGUAGCCUCUGUCACUGUAGAUGGAACGAAGGUGUUGGAGGCUACUGAUGAACAAAAGAGAGGAAUCAAUGUUGCAGUUCUUAACCAGAUGACUGGUGCUGUCAUGGCAACAAGGUCAUUUGAUACCUUUGCUGCUAAAGAGGACUCAGAUGCCUUGGUGCUGUUCAUCAACAUGGUGUCCGAUGGUAGAAUUCUCUGCUUUGCAAUACGAGAUGAAGGGACAUAUCAACUCAAGAAGACAGCACGGAAUCUUAUGAAUACACUUGGAAGUGAAAACUUUAAGAACUUGAAUUUCAGAGACAUGUGGGCCUUUGUGGUGCACAAACGAGGCUCAAUCAGUGCUGAGGGGCAUAGAAAGGCCCCCAAUUUUGACACCUGGGGAGAGCCCCUAACAAUUCAGGCCCUAGUGACACUGCAGUCACAGGACAGUGCUUCUUGUUCAUGGGAAGAAAGUGAUGUAACAAAAAGAAGGAGAGAAUUUUGUGAGAAGUUUGAAGGAUAUGGCAGUGUCUGUAGCUGCUCAAACCCUGCCCCACUUGACAUCAAAAGUGAUCCUUUACCAAAUGGGGAAAAAAUGUCUCUUCCAAUUGCAAUCAUUGCUAGCAACAGACCAAACUACUUGUACCGAAUGAUUCGCUCUGUCCUUUCUGCUCAGGGAGCAGAUCCUAGCAAGAUUACAGUCUUUAUUGAUGGAUACUUUGAAGAGCCUUUGGCUGUUGCACGAUUAUUUGGUGUCAGAGGAAUCCAGCAUACCCCUGUCAGUAGCAAGAAUGCAAGAAUAUCACAGCAUUACAAAGCAAGUUUAACGACAACCUUUAACCUGUACCCGGAAGCCAAGUUCAUGAUCAUUCUAGAGGAAGAUUUAGAUGUGUCAACAGAUAUCUUUUGGUAUUUUUACCAGUUAUUACCGUUGCUAGAACAGGACGAGAGUUUAUAUUGUAUAUCGGCCUGGAAUGAUCAGGGUUAUGAGCAUACUGUUGGUGAUCCGUCCCUUUUGUAUCGAAUAGAGACUAUGCCUGGACUUGGCUGGGUGCUAAAACGAAAGUUAUACAAAGAGGAACUGGAACCCAAGUGGCCAACACCAGACAAGUUCUGGGACUGGGAUAUGUGGAUGAGACUCCCUGAGAUCAGACUGGACAGGGAGUGUAUAAUUCCUGAUAUUUCCCGCACAUAUCACUUCGGAUCCAAAGGUCUCAACAUGCACCCGUAUUUUCAAGAAAUGUAUUUUAAAAAGCAUGCACUGAACACCGAGUCAAAUGUCAAGUUUGACGUGGAAAAAAUGAAGAAGGAUAAUUACGAGAUUGAGAUCGAGCGUUUAAUUAGCUCUUCAAGUACUCUCGAUCAUUCCAAGAACCCUUGCACAAGCGAGGAGUUUGUUCCAGAACAGAAAGGCAAAAACUUUAUAUUUUACAUCAAAAUGGAUCAUCCCACGGAUUGGAUCACUUGGAGCGCUUUGGCAAAGUGUCUAAAGAUAUGGGACUUGGAUGUGAGAGGUUUUCACAAGAGUAUGUGGCGGUUAUGGAUCAAAGGAAAUCAUGUAUUAAUUGUGGGAUGUCCUGCCUCACCGUAUUGUCAUCAUAAACCAUCAAAUGUGACUCCUAUCUUUAUACCAAAAAAGGAAAACGAGCAGUCGUAGUAUUGGUACGGCGGUUUUCGAACAAGGGGAGUUCUGCGUCGGUGUUGCCCUGUCUGUUCGGUUAGUGGAUGAAUUCCAAGGGUCAUGUCUCCUUCGUCCAAUCAGAGUAAAGUUCAAUGACUUUUCCCGCGUUCAGCGCUGGUUUUUCAGCGUGAAGUUGUGCGCCGGUGAUUAGUUUCGUGAGGUCUUAGUUUUUGUGACGUACAGUCUUAAGGAAAUCGCGCGAAAUAAAAUGGUUAUUCGUGGAUUGGUAGCUUUAUUUAAUUAUUUUUUUACUGCUUUCGGGAAGUGAUCAAGAACCUCGUUUUUCCGUAUUUGAAAAUGAUCGUCAGAGAUUGUUUCAUUGAAGUUUGUUCUCAACAAUAUUCCAAUACAUUUUUAAAUUUCUUAUUCUCCAUUUUGAAUACUAGGAGUCCAAACUCUUUAAAAUUCGACGGGACUCAGAAUCGGAAGCUUGCGAGUCAGUGUUGUCCAUUGUAUCCAAAUUUUUCCACAGAUCGUCACUGAGUUAGCUAACGCUUUAAAGACAACGUGCUUAAUAAAAACUACUGAUAAAUA
Pocillopora verrucosa is the source of this 2696-nucleotide messenger RNA. RefSeq names its product protein O-linked-mannose beta-1,2-N-acetylglucosaminyltransferase 1-like. Gene Ontology annotation, biological process: protein O-linked glycosylation via N-acetylgalactosamine. Gene Ontology annotation, molecular function: beta-1,3-galactosyl-O-glycosyl-glycoprotein beta-1,3-N-acetylglucosaminyltransferase activity. The record is from RefSeq and is a predicted model, not a curated record. Lineage: Eukaryota; Metazoa; Cnidaria; Anthozoa; Scleractinia; Pocilloporidae. Gene Ontology annotation, cellular component: Golgi membrane.